Pieris napi is the source of this 987-nucleotide messenger RNA. Its product is annotated as pickpocket protein 28-like. Gene Ontology annotation, molecular function: ligand-gated sodium channel activity. The transcript is spliced from 8 exons. Gene Ontology annotation, cellular component: membrane. The coding region runs from base 1 to 804 and encodes 267 amino acids. The record is from RefSeq and is a predicted model, not a curated record. NCBI's taxonomy places the organism in Eukaryota, Metazoa, Arthropoda, Insecta, Lepidoptera, Pieridae. Gene Ontology annotation, biological process: sodium ion transmembrane transport.
AUGACGAUGCACCACAGAGCCCUCACCAGACGAGGUGCGCUGCCCGACAAAGGUUCCGGUCUGCUCGUAGUAUUCACCGUAGAGCCUAGUGAUUACCCACCUUGGGCGCUCAGUUCAUCAUAUGGUGCGAAGGUCCUCAUAAAUGACCCAAACGACUAUCCAGAGUAUUCAUUGAUCUACAAACGGGUGUACACGGAGAUAUCCCUAGACAUCAAGGUGCAGCCUUGGGUGUUUGAAGCUGAAGACUCCCUCCGCAGCAUUCCCAAAGCGUAUCGUGGCUGUGCCUUCCACGACGAAAUCGAGCUCAAACAUACGGACAGGUAUUCUUCGGAGACUUGCGCAACAGAAUGUAAAAUGAGGAGCUAUUUGACGUAUUGUGGCUGUGUGCCGUAUAAGUACCCGCAAGAGGCAACGACUAGAAUCUGCGAGUUCAAAGACUUAGGGUGCUUGAACAACCUCAGAGCGAAGAAGUUGUCUGGGGAACAUUGUGACCCGCUCUGCUACCUGGAGUGCCGAGACAAGCAUUACCGCGUGACCAGUGACAUUAUGCCACUCGUUGCAGACUUGUACCCCGACGAGGUUAUGAAUAAUAGAAACGCAAGUGAGUUAUCAGCACUGCAGGUGUACUUCAACAGACCCACCUGCAACUGCUAUAAGCAGAUGUUACUCAUGGACUUCACUUCUUUUAUUGCUACUUAUGGGGGCAUCUUCUCACUCAGCUUUGGAGCGUCGCUUCUUACUCUAAUUGAAGUCGUUUUCUUAACGCUAAAUACUAUAGUUUAUUAUUCAUGCAAAUCUGUUUAAUUGAACAAUAAGUUUUAAAACGUAAACAAUAGAAGUAAUAAAGUGUGUGUAGUGUCUUUAGCAAUAAAGCUCAGAUACCGGCCUAGGCUUGCGGCUUCGCCCGUUAGGACUUCGGUUUUCAAGGCAAAAUUAAAUCAAUCAAUUAAAUCAAAAGGUAUCAUUAAAUUAGAUAAUUAUACAUUG